UUAGACCUUUCCAAACGAACAAUAAAACGAAGAACCGUUGAAAAGCCCUCUCUUUAUCAAGAAAAGCCUUCGCGUCUUCCCAUUCUCUUUCAAUUCUUCGCUAAACCCUUUCUUCCAUUUCCCCCCGAUUUUCUUUUUCCCCAACUAAAUCGUUGCCCCAUUCAUUUGAUCAUGUACUUAUCAAUCGCAAAGUUGUAAAGACAAAUUUCACCUGUAAAAGCAUCAAGCGAUCGAUUGUUCCUCCUCUCGAUCGAUCGCUUGGUGUUUGAUUUUUCCAUUCUUUUUCGUUUCCCCAGUUUCCAAUUUUCGUUUUGAGGGUUCUGUGUCGCGAUCAGAACGGAUUUGAUUAUUUCGUUUGAGAGAUGUCUAAUUUGAACUCCAAUUUCAAUCAGAAGAUUGAUUAUGUAUUCAAGGUCGUGUUGAUCGGAGAUUCUGCGGUGGGGAAAUCGCAACUCCUUGCCCGUUUUUCCAGGAACGAGUUCAGUUUGGAUUCGAAGGCGACCAUUGGGGUUGAGUUUCAGACCAAGACGCUUGUCAUCGACCAGAAAACUAUCAAGGCACAGAUAUGGGAUACUGCUGGGCAGGAGAGGUAUCGUGCAGUGACGAGUGCAUACUACCGAGGUGCCGUAGGGGCAAUGCUGAUCUACGACAUGACAAAGCGUCAGUCCUUCGAUCAUAUAGCUAGGUGGUUAGAGGAACUCCGUGGUCAUGCAGACAAAAACAUUGUCAUCAUGCUCAUAGGGAACAAGUCCGACCUGGGUUCUCUCCGCGUCGUUCCCACAGACGAUGCGAGAGAGUUUGCUCAAAUGGAGAAUCUGUUUUUCAUGGAAACAUCAGCGCUCGAGGCCACAAAUGUAGAGACAGCGUUCAAUACCAUCCUGACGGAAAUCUAUCAAGUGAUUAGCAGGAAGGCUCUGGUUGCAAACGAGGACGCCGAUUCCGGAGGAAACUCGUCACUUCUUAAAGGAACAAAGAUUGUUGUACCGGGACAAGAGCGGUCGGCAGCAAGCUCUGGGUGUUGCAGAAGUUGAUAGUGAAUAAUUCUAGUUUGGUUUUAACAUAAUUUUCACAUGAAUUGCUGCCUUUUACAGCCUACACAACCCCUCUCCCCCAAAAAAAGACCACAAGACGAAGAAAAAGGUAAAUAGUUCUCUGUUAUAUGCUUUUUGUUUAAUGUUAAGAGGCAUUGUCACCAUUACAACACACAUUUUAGUGAGCAAAAGCUUCAUAUAUUGUCGUUCGUAUCUUCAUGUGUCUGUAAAACCUUUAACAUGUGGAUAUGGGUUUUCUCCAGUUCAGGAAAUGACCGAAUUUCAGGAUUCGAAUACCUAUGGUGGUAAA
Messenger RNA from Momordica charantia (bitter melon), 1341 nucleotides. RefSeq names its product ras-related protein RABA4d. Gene Ontology annotation, molecular function: GTP binding; GTPase activity. The record is from RefSeq and is a predicted model, not a curated record. NCBI's taxonomy places the organism in Eukaryota, Viridiplantae, Streptophyta, Magnoliopsida, Cucurbitales, Cucurbitaceae.